Molecule: messenger RNA, 5200 nt
Organism: Balaenoptera ricei (Rice's whale)
Lineage: Eukaryota; Metazoa; Chordata; Mammalia; Artiodactyla; Balaenopteridae
Gene: PTPRN2
Product: protein tyrosine phosphatase receptor type N2
Biological process (GO): protein dephosphorylation
Cellular component (GO): secretory granule
Molecular function (GO): protein tyrosine phosphatase activity
Source: RefSeq, a predicted model, not a curated record
AUGCUGAGCUUGGCAGCGAAGAGAGGGUUUAUUUGCAAGGCAGGCCUCUCCGAAGGCAAGGGGCUCGGGGCUAUCUAUGGGAUAAGAAAUAAAGAAGGAGGGAGUCCGAGGCCUGGGAAGCAUGGAGAGGGUGGGGAAAGGUGCUUGGGAAAAGGUGCGGGAGUCGUAGUUCUGCGCGGGGGUGACUGGGCUACAGGCCUCUGCACGUUCAAAAGGUCACUGAGCGGACACUCGUGCAGGCCCAGUUGGAGGGUUGGUGGUCCUAUCUUGUCUCAACCAGCUCAGCUCAAACUAGGCGCAGCUGAUUCCAAGUUCCUGGAAAACAACUCAGGCAAACAUCUUAUUGUUUAGCCUACGUGGUGCUUGGAGGACACGGAGAUCUUAAAAGGACCUGGAUUAGUGAAGGCGGGUGAAAUGGAUCUGACUAAUUAUCCAUGGUUUCAGAGCUUUCCCUGUUGCCAGAACCUCUCCUGCCCUCCAGAACCUCCCUGCCCUCCAGAAUCUUCCCUGCCUCCAGAAGAUCACCAGGGCCUCUUUCCUGUAAAUUCCUAGUGCUUGUCGUAUAACGGAAUUUUUAAGUUAAUUCACUUAAUAACUGGAGAAUUUUCCAUGCCGCAUACACGUUGUUGGUUUGGGAAGUCCUUAUCUGGAAAGGGCUUUCCAUGUGAGAAGACCUUCAUGUGCUGCUUAUUCGAGGAUGGCCUGUGCGCACCCUCUGAGACCUGCGUGAACGACGGAGUGUUUGGACGGUGUCAGGAGUUCCCAGCCGUAGACGUGCACCACUACGAAGUGUCGCCAGGGGUCCUGCAGCACCUGACGGCCACCCUGCGGGCGCUCUCCCGCACAGGUCUCACGUGGCAGGAUGGCUACACCCAGCACGUGAUGGCGCGGGAGCUCGCCGGCCUUCCCCAGGCCUCCCCGCGGCGCCCUGAGGCCUCCAGCCCAGCCAGGAGCUCAAAGCAGAGUGUCCAGGACAAGCGGAGCCUCAGCCUGGAGGGCGACGUGCUGGCCGAGGCCCUUCAGCGCUACCUGCCCUACCUGGAGGCCCUGUCCCAGGCCGCCGGCCCUGACGUGCUCCCCGGGCUGAAGCCGGACAGGCCGCCGGCCCAGGGUGAGGACCCCCCGGCCGACAGCGCGCUGACCUUCGUGGCCCGGACGUCCGCCCUGACCUACGCCCCCGCGUCCCGGGCCGACUUCCCCGGGGACCGCCCGCUGCGCACGCUCCGCCGGCUCCAGCCCGACGAGCUCAGCCCCAAGGUGGCCGGCGGUGCGGACAGGCAGAGUCUGGUCGCCGCACUGGGUGCCUUCGCGGCCCGGAAGCCCCCCGCGCCCCCCAGGGACGGCGACCCCGCACCCCGCAACCUCGUGCGCGCGCCCUGGCGAGAGCCCAGGGUCCUUUCGGCACCGGCGGCCCCCCAGAAAUGGCCCUCGCCUCCGGACCCCAGGGACGCCCUGGGCACGGACGACGGGGCACGUGUUCAGGCUCUGCUGAAGGACCUGCGGAAGCGCCCGGGCAGCGUGGAGGGUCUGAGCGCCCUGGACGUGGCCGAGGCAGCCCGUGCGAUAGCGAGCGCGAUGCCAGGCGGGGGCGCGGAAGGGGAGCAGGACGGCGCCGGGAGAGGCGGCGGAGGGCCGAGAGGGCAGGCGGGCCGCUCGGGGGCCACGCGCCACAGAGACGGCGUGCCAGAUAACAGAGUGCGAGACGGCGGUGCAGGAGUUUACCAGGAGGUCAGCCGUUUGGGCGUCAAACUCGAGGACCUCCUGCAGGGUCCUGGGUCUCCAUUCCUGCCUGGAGCCCCCCGUCUUGCUGGGUCCUUCAAGACGGAGAUCAAGAAAUCAGAGGACCCUGAGGCCUCCCCGUCUUCAGAGGAGGAUCGCUUUGGGGUGGAGAACAUAAAGAGUCAGACCUACUCCAAGGAGCUGCUGCAGAGGCUGCCGCACCCAGAGCCGGGGCCGAGCAGGCUCGGGGCGUCGCAGCUCCAGGCUCCGGUGGCCCCGCAGGAGGACCAGCGCCCCGGCGCCGGGGCCCGGAGACCCCCCAGCCAAGGCCUGCGGCUGGAAGUGCAGCCUCCCCAGGAGGAGUACGGCUACAUUGUGACGGAAAACGACCCGCUGAGCCCAGAGAAGGGGACGGAGGUGCUGGAGGACGUGGCGCGUCUCCUGGACAUGCCGGCGGGUGUCUUCUCGGACAUCGCGGUCUCGGGACCAGCGGUGACCUUCAGGGUGCGCGCCAACGUCCAGAACAUGACGGCGGCGGACGCUGCGAAGGCGGCAGCUGACAACAAGGACCAACUGGAAAGAAUGUCUGGACUGAGAGUUCUUCAGACCGGAGUCGGCUCGAAAAGCAAACUCAAGCUUCUGCCUCACCAGGCAGAACGAGAGGACUCGACCAAGUUCAUCGUGCUCACUCUGGUCUCCAUCGUGGCCAUCGUGGCGGUCCUGCUGGCGUCCGGCGUCAUCUACUGCCUACGACACAGCUCUCAGUACAGGCUGAAGGAGAAGCUCUCGGGACCUGGGGGCGACCCGGACCCCGAUGCCACCAACGCCUACCAGGAGCUGUGCCGGCAGCGCAUGGCCGCGCGCCCGUCCGAGCGCCCGGAGACCGCGCGCACGUCCCGCGUCAGCAGCGUGUCCUCCCAGUUCAGUGACGGGCCGAUGCCCAGCCCCUCGGCGCGGGGCAGCACCUCGUCCUGGUCGGAGGAGCCCGCGCAGCCCAACAUGGACAUCUCCACCGGCCACAUGGUCCUGGCCUACAUGGAGGACCACCUGAAGAACAAGAACCGCCUGGAGAAGGAGUGGGAGGCUCUGUGUGCCUACCAGGCCGAGCCCAACAGCUCGCUCGUGGCCCAGAGGGAGGAGAACGUGCCCAAGAACCGCUGCCCCGCAGUGCUGACCUACGACCACUCCCGGAUCCGGCUGAAAUCAGAGAACAGCCACAGAAGCUCUGACUACAUCAACGCCAGCCCCAUCAUGGACCACGACCCCAGGAAGCCCGCGUACAUCGCCACCCAAGGACCGCUGCCCGCAACCGUGGCUGACUUCUGGCAGAUGGUGUGGGAGAGCGGCUGUGUGGUCAUCGUCAUGCUGACCCCCCUCUCGGAGAACGGCGUCAGGCAGUGUUACCACUACUGGCCAGACGAGGGCUCCAACCUCUACCACGUCUACGAGGUGCACCUGGUCUCUGAGCACAUCUGGUGCGAGGAUUUCCUCGUGAGGAGCUUUUAUCUGAAGAACCUUCAAACCAACGAGACUCGCACGGUGACGCAGUUCCACUUCCUGAGCUGGUAUGACCAGGGAGUGCCUUCCUCCACGAGGUCCCUUCUGGAUUUCCGCAGAAAAGUAAACAAGUGCUACAGGGGCCGUUCUUGUCCAAUAAUUGUCCACUGCAGUGACGGCGCGGGCAGGAGCGGCACCUACAUCCUGAUCGACAUGGUUCUCAAUAAGAUGGCCAAAGGCGCUAAAGAGAUCGACAUUGCCGCGACGCUGGAGCACUUGCGGGACCAGAGGCCACGCAUGGUUCAGACGAAGGAGCAGUUCGAGUUUGCGCUGACGGCCGUGGCCGAGGAGGUGAACGCCAUCCUCAAAGCCUUUCCCCAGUGAGUGCGUGUGCCGAGGCCCCGGGGAAAGCCGUCUGCAGUCAGGGGACGACCUAACCACGCCUCCCAGCGCAGCUGCCUCGUGACCGGGUCCUGAAGACUCUGUGGGCCGUGCAGUUUAGCAGUUAAAAUGUGUAUUUUUGUUCAACCAAACAAUAAUAAAGAGAGAUCUGUGGGAAGAUGCAAUUACGGGGGGCAAUCAGUUCAUCUAUUUUCACUUUCUUGAAAAAAAAUUUAUUUUUCCUUAAAGCACCCAUACACAUUCUUAACCGCAAUCAUGUCGUACUGGUGGUGCCGUCAGCGUGGUCCCCGGAAGAGAGUUGGCUCGUGACCUGUCACUUCCUGAAGGGGUGUCAGCUGUGCAGGGCGGGGCCCAGAGAGGCCUAUGAGGCACCGAAUGGAGGCCACCGGCUGUAAGAAACUCGACCGGCGUUUGUCUUGACAACAGUUUAUCACCGGAGGAGACACCGCGGCUUAUUCGGGACUUAGGUGGACAGAACGGGGACGUUCUGCAGCUUUGGGGCAGGAAAUAAGGAAGUCGCCCAGCUCUGUGUUUCAUCCCAGCUGCUCAACACCCUUCCCGCCCUGCACUGUCAACAGCCCCUCCCGACCUCCCACCCCCGAGGAUGGGCAGGGCCGCUGGGGGCAGACGCUUUCCCACCCAGAGUGCCUGCUUCCAGGCCAACCACCGCAGGGGCGCCUCACCUGGGCAAGGUGGGGGGCGAGCCCCAAACUCCAGACACGGUCAUGAACUACAAAUAAGGAUUCACACAGACGCAGCUAAACGCUUCCCUGCAGGGUGACCGAAAUCAGAGGGGGUGCGGGGCAAAGCCGGGCACUCAGCGAGCUCCCGGCAGGCACCUGUGGUCCCCUCUCCGGGAAGGCUCGGGCCCUGCUGGCAUCCAGAGAAGACCAGGGGUGCUUUCACCAUGGGAGGAACGCAGGGAGACCCACAUUUUUUUUUUGCUCUUUACCUAUGUGGGAUCAUAGCAGCUGGGGAAGAGGGAUGACCUGGGCUCCCCCCAGGGCUCAGACUCCUCACCUCUUUGCCUGCCCCCUUGUCUGAUGUCACGGAGACACACACAUCUAGCAACGAUCUGGAUUUGCCAAAAUACCACUUGAGCGCCAAAUGUACCACCCCCGCCCCGAAACAGAGAAGGCACUUCCUUAAACUGAGGACGAUUAAACAUCUGGGAAGGUGUGCAGGCCGCUCUGGGUGUUGCUGGUCUCGUUUUAGGGAACAAGACGCUCCCCGGUAACCCAGGUACCUCUGUUUCCCGUGUUGCACACCAUUCUUUCCAUCUUAAAUAGGUGUUACAUCUCAGAAGACAGUAGAAUAGGGAAAGUGGCCAGCUGAAUGGGGAGAAAAAUGCCAAAAUAUUGUUUGUGUCUCUAAAUGGUGUUGUCAUGUGUAUCUGCUUUAAUAUCUAUAAUUUCUUUCCCAAUGUUGUUUCUCUCUAUCUGGAAUCUAAAUAAUUAAUAGAAACUAGUUUAUCUGAAUAUAGGAAGCAUAUACCUACUUGUAAUUUCUAACUUCUUAUGUUUCUUCAGUGUGAGAUAUAUAAAUAUAUUUAAUUGUGUCUGAUUAAACAUCUGAUUUCACA